Molecule: messenger RNA, 3045 nt
Organism: Lates calcarifer (barramundi perch)
Lineage: Eukaryota; Metazoa; Chordata; Actinopteri; Centropomidae
Gene: abraa
Product: actin binding Rho activating protein a
Exons: 2
Coding region: 451-1521 (356 amino acids)
Biological process (GO): positive regulation of transcription by RNA polymerase II; positive regulation of Rho protein signal transduction
Cellular component (GO): sarcomere
Molecular function (GO): actin binding
Source: RefSeq, a predicted model, not a curated record
GUGGAGCCAGAGGGGCUUCAGCAGGGGAUUAAAGUCAAAGUCCUCACACUCUUCACACCAGCGGCUCACCCACUGACCGACUGACGAUCUGGAAAGCUCUGGAUGUUUCCGUGAAGAUCCAUGCUGGAUAUAAAGGCUGAGGCGUUCAUGAUCAGUUUCACUUCGUGAGUCAGGAGUUUUUAAGAUUCAAGUCAGACUCAACUAAAUUCAGCUUGAAUUUUCACCAGAAGAGUGAGUUUUGGAGACUUUGAUAACAUUCAGACCUUUUUGCAUUGAGCUGACUUCUCAUUUUUGGAAGCAGUUUGUUAGACCCAAAGACGCACGCUAACUCUCAGAAAACCAGACACACUCUGCAAGGUUUUGUAGAAUUUAUUUCUAAAGCCCUGAAGAAAUAUAAGACGAGUAAAAUACCAAUUUCUCGGAAAGCAUCCCAUCUAGUGUCCUGUCACAAUGAGUUGCGGUGGAACCACCACAGUUUCACCACAGGAGCCUCAGGCUUUCAAACGGGCUGUACGGAAGAUAAAAUGUGCUGCUAUGGUGGCCAAUUUGGCCAAGAGCUGGCAGGGCUGGGCCAAUGAACAUGCAGGCAAGCAGGAUGCUAUCCCAAGUGGCUGGAUGCCUUCAUCUGUCGAGGAAGAAGACAAAAAAGAGCGCAACCAUGUGGUCAAACUUACUGUUACCCCGCGUGUAAUCACAGCAGAAGCCUCAGACACCAGUGCAAGUAAGAUCAGGACCUGUACUGUCACCAAAACGGUCCAACCAAAACGCAGCGAGUGCAGCAGCAGUGAUUUGGUCAAUGCCAUCCGAGGAAAGAUGGAGUCAGGUCCAGAGGAGAGCAAGCCGUUCUUGGGCAACGAGUCGCCGACACGGCGGCGCCAGAUGAGGGCACUACAGAGUGGAGGGGGAGGAGGGGUCAUCCAAGACAAGAAGACGAUGCUCCAGGACAAGAAGCCAGGGUCGAGGAGUAGCAGUGUGGACACAGAGGACAGUGGCCUGGGAGAGGAGGCAGGGCUCAGCGACAACAAUGAAUCCAAAACUGAACAGGGGGAGAUCCAGCCCAAGAAACAAACCAACAGGCCAAAGAUUAAGAUUGCCACUAUGGGUGACAUCAAAAGCCGCUGGCAGCAGUGGUCCAACCUGCACAUCGAGGGCCAGAAGCUCAACCCCUUCAGCGAGGAGUUUGACUACAAGUACGCCAUGGCUCAGCGCCUCCGCAAGGGUGAUGCCGGUUACGGUCGACCCAAAGACGGCUCCAAGACGGCAGAGAGGGGCGACCGGGCCCAGAAACACAUCCACAGGGAGAUGGAAGAGAUGGUGUGGAUUAUCAGGGAUAUGGGCUUCAAGGACAAAGAGGGGAGGACCAUCAUCUCCUUUGGCAGGCUCUUCGACCGCUACGUGAAGAUCUCAGAUAAGGUGGUGGGCAUCCUGCUGCGCUGCCGCAAACACAAGAUGUUGGACUUUGAGGGGGAGAUGCUGUGGAAAGGACAGGAUGAUGAUGUUAUCAUUACACUGAGGGACUGAGGACAGACAUGAUGUCUUAAAAACAUCCACACAUACAAACACACCCACUAAUCCCACACAUCAGCCCAGCCAGAGAAACAAUGCUAAUCACAAUGCUACAUCUUGUAUGCAAGAAAAAUGUAGUCGUGUGAAAGAGAGAAUAGUGCAAUGUGAUUAUAAUGUUAAACAAUAAUAAUAAUUCUCACACAGCUCACAGCUUCAACGAUGAACACACUGAAAGGUAAAAAUCAGUAAAACAUAAAACAAUAGACAGACAACAUCUCUAAAACUAUUCACAUCAGAUCUUUAAUACACUUAAAUUAUUAACAGGCUGUGAGUGGACACACACACACACACACACACACCAGACUCAUUAGUUCUUCUCAUAUACCUGACAGGUCAUCCGGUGAAGGGAAGCUAUCUUUUGCAUGCUAACCAUGCUCGCCUUGCUAACUAUGCUGUAUGCUCGAGGCCUCGAGAAUCCAACACAAUGUCAGCCAUGUUAGAAACCUUCACUCAGACUGCAGCUGAACAAACUUACAGGAGGUUUCAUCUCCUAAUUCACUGGCAGACUUAACUUUUAACUCUUAAGAUCAUUUUAAAAACAAACAAGCUAGCACGGAUGUAGCCUUGUCACAGAAUAUUGUGCAUUCAAAAUGAGAAUUACACAGCAAUGUGACCAAAGGGGGUUUUUGUCCCCUUUGGACUGACUUUAGCGUUAAAGUAUGUGAGUGAAUAUUUGGCAGUGGUUUAAGCUAAUAUUUACAUUAAGGCAGGAACAGAUGAAAAAUAGAUUGGUAUACUAAACAAGAGCUCAGUUACCAUUGGAUAGUUUUAUAGUUUUGUAUGUGCACUUUUUAUGGGAUAUAAAUUUAGAAUGUUUAACAAGUCAGCUUUGUUAAACUUUGUGGAUGUACAGUAUGGAUGGAUACUUCAAAGCAGAUUGAGCCAGUUUAGGCAGCUCUCUAUAGACUAAUAUAUGGGCUGCCUGUCGUCAGUAUUUCAAACCAAAGUUGGAGCCAUUGUCUUUGGACCACAAUAAUUAUCUGUUUUCAGUUUUCUAGCCAACUAACUGGUUGAUUUGCCCUUGAUUGUAAAAGUAGAAAAGCUUUGUAGAGUUACUCACAUAUAACAUUUUAUCAGUAAAGGAAACCAGCAGUAGCAAGAAGCUUGAGCACAGUGAAAAACUCUUGUUCACCGAUGUGAAACGUUCAACUGUAUUGUGAAAUGUCAUUUACCUCAUUUGAAUAUUUAGGAGAAACUUGAGCUGUGUGAAUGAAACUUAGAGGUGCUUAAUAAGUUAAUUUUGAGUAUUUUUUUUCUUUCAAAGUGAAAGCAUAUGAGACUUCUUACAGAAGCACAAUUUUAUUACAAAAUGUGUCAUAAGAACUGUGCAGGGUGGUGUACCAUGCACAGGUUAUAAAGUAAAGUAUUUUGUCAUUGGAAAAUCCAUUUAGUACUGAGACUGUGAAAUUAGUGUUUUGGCAUUUUUGCUGUGCUCAGAGUGUUAACAUGGGACGUCAAUAAAGACUUUAAAUACUGAUA